Molecule: messenger RNA, 660 nt
Organism: Hepatospora eriocheir
Lineage: Eukaryota; Fungi; Microsporidia; Hepatosporidae
Source: the annotation of a GenBank genome assembly
AUGAUUUUGUUAAUUCUUAUCAGAAGUGUUCUAAGUCUUGCAACAAGUAAAAGUAAAAAGCAGAAUAAUUCGUUAGUUGAUAGUGUAAUUAACAGUGAUGCUUUAUUAAGGAUUGAAUAUGGUACUUCAGAUAACUUAAAAGUAAGUGAUGUUGAAAUUGAAUUAUUUUGGGAAAAGGUUCCACUUACUUGUGCUAAUUUUGCCAAUCUUUGCAAAGGAAUUGAUAUUAGAGGCAAACAUUACAGUUAUAAUGGUAUGAUUUUUCAUAGAAUUAUUGAAGAUUUUAUGAUGCAAGGUGGUGAUAUUGUUAAUCAAAAUGGAACUGGUUCUAUUAAUAUUUUUGGCGAUAAUAGAUUUGAAGAUGAGAAUUUUAGUGUCAAACAUGAUAGUAUUGGAUGUGUUAGUAUGGCCAACGCUGGACCUAAUACAAACGGUUCUCAAUUCUUUAUUACCUUUAAACAAACCAGUUGGUUAGAUAGUCGUCAUGUUGUAUUUGGUAAAGUCAAAAAGGAAUUCAUUCCAGUUAUUAACGAAAUUAAUUAUUUGGCAAAUAAGUUUAAAAAUAAACUAAAGGUUGUUUGUGUUAAUUCCAGUUUAAUCAUGAAAGAAAAACUAUCAAAUGAAAAGCAUAUUAGUGAAAGCAAUAAUGAGGUGUUAUAA